CGAGUCCCUAUGGCUAGGCUUUGAAUGAAGAAAUGGGAGCAUACCGCAAUGACCUUCAGUGAACACGUGGAAGCACAACGAGAUUUCGAUUCCUGUGACGAAGGACUGGAUUGCACGUGCUUGAUUUAAAUUUAAUGAUAAUAAAUAAAUAAAAUAAAAUAAAAUAACAAGGUUUAUGAUCACUCCUGCCGUGUAAGGACAGAGACCAGCGAGCCGCGUUGGAUUUACUUCAACAACCAUCCGAUUCCGACGACAGUGGUCACAGCCAUCAGAUCCCGACAACCGGAGCUAGACAAGCAGUCGCGGUCACCAGCCAUCAGAUCCCGACGACAGUGGUCACCAGCCAUCAGAUCCCGACAACAGUGGUCACAGCCAUCAGAUCAGAUUCCGACAACAGUGGAUGACACGUGGAAUGAUGAGCCACUGACACGUGUCGCUCUCCUGCUUUACCUGAUCACUUCGGAAGCGUCAAGGUCUCUCUCUCCUGCUACCUUAUCCUAAUCGUCGUCAUUGGGAUUGACACGUGGCGCUCGCUGAAGUGUUGGGUUUGGAUGUGUUCUUGUUCUCCCCUUGUGAUGAUUAUGGGCUUAUGGGAUACCCGCCCACUUAUCCCCCCCUCUUUCCCCCCCCCUCCUUGAUGAUCAUGGGCCAGUCAAUUAUCGCCCCUCCCCUUCCCCUUGAUGAUUACAUGCUUAUCGGGUUUGGGAGGAACAGGACAACUGCGAUAUAACCUCCCCCCAACCCCCCGACUCCCCCCCCCCAAAAAAAAAUAAAAAAAUAAAAAAAUAAAAAAAUAAAAACCCUCCCCCCCCCAAAUCCCCCCCCCCGGGCCCCACACGACCCCGUGAUUCUGUGCAGUAAAGAAGGGUGACAUGGCGGCAGUCAAAUGGGACCCCUCUUCGCGGAGACGGCCUGCACAUCUGACACGUGGCCGCCAGCAUCGCAAUUUCGGAUGUGCCCUCGAAACAUGUGGAAUAUUCAGCAGUAUGUUCAUGGUUCUAGCCAUUGUCGUUUUCUACCUGGGUAAACUCGAUUCCUCUGGUACCGGUGAUAAUUGGCUGAUUGCUGCUGACAAUCCUGAUGCGGGACUUGGGGCUCCAAACCUUCAUCAUCUCCAUGGCCGUCUACCUGCUGGUGCCGGGGGGACCCUUGGGACCCUCGGGACCAGCGGGACCACGGGGACACGUGCGGGGACAAGCGGAAAAGAGGGGACAUUCUUGGCUGAGGGACUUGGAGGGCUGUUACAGGGAGAGGCAGGAAAUAAAGAAGGGUUGCACGGAUUUGACCCUAGGAACAGAAAGCUGGGCCUUUUCACGUUGCGCAAUGCGGUGGGGACCACCAUGGCUAACCUCAGCCUGAGGGGCUAUGCUUCCAAAGUGUCAGGUGUCUUUGGUUUCGGCGCCGGAUGGAAUCAGACGAAGAUUAUGAACCAGUUGUUGGGAAUAGAAACGAUGGAGGAGGAAGAAGAGGGAGAGGAGAAGGAGCGAGAGGGAGAGGCCAAGGAUGAUCUUGAUGUGAGUGUCGAGAUCCUUAAUGACCCGGACAUGAAUGGAACGAUUGAUGACAUCAUUACAAGGACGGAUGGCACGAGAACGAUGGCGCUUCUUCAGGAUCCAGAUAGCGAUAUAGAAAACCCUCUACCUCCUGGGGGAAAUGGAGGAGUAGUAGGAGUAGGAGUAGGAGGAGGAGGAGGAGGAGGAGGAGGAGUAGGAGUAGGAGGAGGAGUAGGAGGAGGAGGAGGAGGAGGAGGAUCGGUGAUGAAUGAGAAGAAGGUGCAAGAAUGGAUUCCUGGGUUUACGAAGACAGACAGGGUGGUUGCUGCAGCGAUCAGGAAGUUUGUGUCGUCAGAGGACAAGAGGAGUGGGCUGUUGACUGCGAUCUCGACGGAGGAAGGGUUUUCAGAAGAGGGGUUUUCAGGGGGGGGUAAUCAGUUUUGGGGGGGGUCUGGAGAUAAGAUUUUGGAUUUGAAUAGGACUGGAGAGGAGGUGGGAAACUACCCUGGUAUUGAAGGAAACAAAAGCUUUGUGGAAUUCAUGGGCGCGUUUAUGAUGAAUGCCUCCUGUUCCAUCAGAGUGUUUUCUGCAUGGGUCACCCCAGCUUCUGGUUUCUCCAUUCGCAAUCGGAGGACUAUCGAAAGUGUUCUGAAGGUUCAUCCGCAUGCCUGUGUGGUCGUAUACUCGCCAACACUGGCAUUGCUGAAAUUCAACUCGUUUGUGAAGAAAGGGUAUCGAGUGGCAGUGGUGAGGCCAGAUGUGGAGGAGCUGGCCAGAGGAACAGAAGCCUGGAACUGGGUGAAGGAGUUCAACCACUGGAGGCAUGCAAAGACAUUCCUGAUUCAUGUAAAGGAGCUCAUACGGCUCACAACACUCUACAAAUAUGGCGGAGUCUAUCUUGACAUGGACGUCGUGCUAAUGAAGCCGCUGCAAGGGUUCCGUAAUUUGAUUGGCUGUUCAGUGGAGAAGGGGGAGCCCCCUCAAUGGGAGAAAUUGAAUGGGGCAGUCAUGAUCUUCGACAAGGAGAGCGAGUUUAUUGCAGAGUGUCUGAAAGGUCUGAAUGAGUUCUACCGGGAGUCAAAGCUGGAGCCUAACGGUACACGAGAUUUGCUGAGCGAGGUCGCUCGGCGAUUGACGCGAGAAGAAGGGUGGUCCUCAAAUGAAGAGAGAUUGCACAUUGCCAGUGUGUGGAUGUUCUCCCCUGUACACUGGAAGAAGAUCCAUAAGUAUUUUGAGCUGGCAGAAGGGCAAGAGAUGAGAAGAAGGGAGAAACUCCUCCGACGACGGAUGCAAUGGCGAACAUUCGCAUUUCAUCAUUGGCACAAGAUGACCACCACCCUUGUUCCUGCUAAAGGAAGCCUGAUGGACUUCAUUCUCAAUGACUUCUGCAUUCAUUGCAAUGACGUAAUUCGAAGAGAUGAUUCUGACUUAUAGCAAGUGGGAACCGCGUGGAAGCGUGGAAGCGUGCUGUCGUGCAUUCCCUUGCUAAGGCAGUGAGGUGAAGUGGGGACCACCGUUAACAAUUGACAGUAGAUGUGAGAGGGCGCCAAGUGAAGUGCGCACUACAGAGAGCUGAUCCCCGCCUUUUUAUCAAUCCAGACUUUCUUCGACGAAGGGAAGGGACACUUGCCAAACAUGGAUGAAGAGACAAGGCUGACAGUUGUCCAUUGCUAUGUGCAUGGUGCAUUGUGUAUGAAAUGAGUCAGUCCUAAGGCAGUAUCGCAAGGCACGAGGCCCUCGGCCGCGGUUGGAAAGGUUCUGGGCCCACGGGAAACAGUUUGACCCCACCCUCAGUGAAGGUGGGUCCUUGAAAAUGCGACGAGGCCUGAAAACAGGCCAAUGUGGGUGAGCAGGGCCUCUCGUGGGUUGGUUGCUGGACGCAGCAUUUGCACGCAACGCACGGCAGCCAUAGCCAGGGGAGCUUCAAGUGGUGGACCUUGGUGGAGGGAGCAUGUGGGGGAAGACGGGGGGUGAACGCAGUGCAAGGGCGCUCACCUGGUGAUGUCGGGGCAGUGCAGCCAGAGCCGGAGUCUUCAUUCGUCACCGGGCUGCUGAUCUUCACGAAGACGUGUUUGUCGUCAAUAGGGAGUCCUGGGUUAUAGAUGCUGUCUGUCGGGGAGGUUGAAGUGGUGGUCCUUGGUGGAGGGAGAACGUGGAGGAAGACGAGGGGUGAGCGGAGCGAAAGGGCGCUUGGCGGGUGAUGGUGGGGGCAGAGCGGCCAUAGACGGAGUCUUCAUUCGUCACAAAGUCGUAAAAAUAUUUAAUAAUCAAAUUAUCCUUCGGCCUAGCUUUCAAGUUUCCAGUGGUGAUCUUAUUUCUAUUCAACAAAAUUGCAAUUCGCUGCGGAUGUUCACGAAGACCUGUUGUUGUCGAUAGGGAGUCCUAGGUCACAGGUGUUGUCUGUUGGGAAGCUUCAAGGGGUGGUCCUUGGUGGAGGCAGCACGUGGGGGAAGACGAGGGGUGAACGGAGCCCAAUGGCGCUUGGCUGGUGAUGCCGGGGCAGAGCGGCCAGAGCCGGAGUCGUCAUUCGUCACCAGGCUGCUGAUCUUCACGAAGACGUGUUGUCGUCAAUAGGGAGUCCAAGGCCAUAGGUGCUGCCUGUCUGUAGUCUGGGCGCUGAGCGCCGCGUAGGAGAGCGACGUUGGAGACAUUGAUGUUGGAGGCGAGGAGAGGGCUUUCAUUGCCAAUCGGCUUCAUUGCUUUCCUCUUAUUCGGUGUAUCUCAUGUUGCAUUCUGCUUUCAGUACGAGCACAUGACGAUCUGGAUUUCGACUGGAUGAUGCAAUUUGGUUUCUGACUUCCUGUCAUAAACUUCGCUCAUUUUCCUUGCAAUACCAACGGAAUGAUAAUAAAGUAGCCUAUAGUAG
Messenger RNA from Chara braunii, 4359 nucleotides. The record is from the annotation of a GenBank genome assembly. NCBI's taxonomy places the organism in Eukaryota, Viridiplantae, Streptophyta, Charophyceae, Charales, Characeae.